This is a messenger RNA of Talaromyces proteolyticus, 558 nucleotides long. RefSeq lists its product as uncharacterized. Lineage: Eukaryota; Fungi; Ascomycota; Eurotiomycetes; Eurotiales; Trichocomaceae. The record is from RefSeq and is a predicted model, not a curated record. The transcript has a single exon. Bases 1 to 558 code for a protein of 185 amino acids.
AUGGCAUACCAACCAACAUACGGUGCACCAGCAAAGCGACCACUGUCAAAAUGGUGGCCAAUAGGCGUCAUAAUCGCUGCAUUGAUAUUCUUCGCUAUCGGCGGAGGCCUUCUCGGCGCAUACUAUAACAGCUUCAAUACUGGCUGCACAUCCUAUGAUGACUAUAGCUACGAUGACUACUGCUACAGCUAUGGAAAUAUAGGUCUCUGGGACGGAGGAAUCGCAUGUCUUUGUCUUGGUGGUGUGUUGAAACUUACAUUCUGGAUUCUUUUCAUCAUAUAUCGCACUCAACGUCGUCGUUACCGUUCCUAUGAGGCGGCUCCAUCUACCUACGUUAAUGUUUCCAUGGGAGACUACUCAACAAAACCAGAGACAUCGACCAGCUAUGCGCCUCCACACCGCCAACCUCAAUAUUCUCCAGCUCCUACUACGGACCCUCUCCUACCGCAACCCUAUGGACAUACAGGCAUGAACCAACAGUCGACAAGGAAGUUUUGCGGCCAGUGUGGCACGGCUAUAUCAACAACCUUCUGUACACAAUGCGGUGCUGCAGUUUAA